This is a messenger RNA of Nerophis ophidion (straightnose pipefish), 4028 nucleotides long. It is a transcript of the gene kat2a, whose product is annotated as K(lysine) acetyltransferase 2A. Lineage: Eukaryota; Metazoa; Chordata; Actinopteri; Syngnathiformes; Syngnathidae. The transcript has 17 exons. The record is from RefSeq and is a predicted model, not a curated record. Bases 58 to 2448 code for a protein of 796 amino acids. Gene Ontology annotation, molecular function: histone H3 acetyltransferase activity; protein binding. Gene Ontology annotation, biological process: chromatin remodeling; positive regulation of transcription by RNA polymerase II. Gene Ontology annotation, cellular component: histone acetyltransferase complex; nucleus.
ACAGCAGUUGACAACGAAGAAGAAGAAGAAGAAGAGAACGGCAGUAGCAGAGUGGAUAUGUCCGACCCGGCGGCUCAGGCCCAGCAACCCCGGCUUCACCAAGCCCAGUCCGCUGGGUCGGCUCCGUCCAAUGUCGCCGGCUCCGGUUCGGGGAGCAGCGACCCGGCCAGACCGGGACUAAGCCAACAGCAGCGAGCCAGCCAGAAGAAGGCGCAAGUUCGAGCCUUUCCGCGGGCGAAAAAGCUGGAGAAACUUGGCGUUUUCUCCGCUUGCAAGGCCAGUGAUGCAUGCAAGUGCAAUGGCUGGAAGAACCCCAACCCGCCCACGGCCCCACGGAUGGACCUGCAGCAGCAAGCCGCCAGCCUGAGCGAGCAGUGCCGCAGCUGUGGACAUUCCCUAGCCAAUCACGUGUCACACCUGGAGAACGUGUCUGAGGAUGAGAUCAACAGGCUGCUGGGAAUGGUGGUGGACGUGGAGAACCUGUUUAUGUCUGUGCACAAGGAGGAGGACACCGACACCAAGCAGGUCUACUUCUACCUGUUCAAGCUGCUGAGAAAAUGCAUCCUGCAGAUGAGCCAGCCGGUGGUAGAGGGGUCCCUGGGCAGUCCACCUUUUGAAAAGCCAAACAUUGAGCAGGGGGUUUUGAAUUUUGUCCAGUACAAGUUCAGCCACUUGGCCCCCAAGGAAAGGCAGACCAUGUUCGAGCUGUCCAAGAUGUUCCUCCUCUGCCUCAACUACUGGAAGCUGGAGACUCCGACACAGUACCGCCAGCGCACGCAGAAGGACGACGGCACGGCGUACAAGGUGGACUACACCCGCUGGCUGUGCUACUGCCACGUGCCUCAGAGCAACGAUAGCCUGCCGCGCUACGAGACCACGCAAGUGUUCGGCCGCAGCCUGCUCAAGUCCAUCUUCACGGUGACGCGGCGCCAGCUGCUGGAGAAGUUCAGGGUGGAGAAGGACAAGCUGCUGCCAGAGAAGCGCACGCUCAUUCUCACGCACUUCCCCAAGUUUUUGUCCAUGCUGGAGGAGGAAAUCUACGGGGAAAAUUCUCCCAUCUGGGAAGCGGACUUCACCGUGCCCGCUGCUGAUGGCGCACAGCUGGGACAUCAGACAGUGAUCAGUCCGGCUGCUGUGUCGGGCUCCUCGGCUCUUUCCAAGGGAUUGAGCGGCGGUUCGUCAUUGGGCGGUCUUGAGGGUCUUGCAGGAUCAGAGCCCAACACAGGAGAGAAGCGUAAACUCCCCGAGGCACUGACGUUGGAGGACGCCAAACGUAUCCGUGUGAUGGGCGACAUUCCCAUGGAGCUGGUCAACGAGGUCAUGAUGACCAUCACCGACCCAGCCGCCAUGCUGGGCCCUGAGACCAAUCUUCUGACGCCAAAUGCUGCCCGCGACGAGACGGCGCGUCUGGAGGAGCGGCGCGGCAUUAUCGAGUUCCACGUCAUCGGGAACUCUCUCUCCCAAAAGUCCAACAAGAAGAUCCUGAUGUGGCUGGUGGGACUGCAGAACGUCUUCUCACAUCAGUUACCUCGCAUGCCCAAGGAAUACAUCACGCGCCUCGUCUUUGACCCUAAGCACAAGACCUUAGCCCUGAUCAAAGAUGGCCGCGUCAUCGGGGGCAUCUGUUUUAGAAUGUUUCCCACUCAGGGCUUCACAGAGAUUGUCUUCUGCGCUGUGACAUCCAACGAGCAAGUGAAGGGCUAUGGCACACACUUGAUGAACCACCUGAAAGAGUACCACAUCAAACACAACAUCCUCUAUUUCCUCACUUACGCCGACGAGUACGCCAUUGGCUACUUCAAGAAGCAGGGCUUCUCCAAAGACAUCAAGGUGCCCAAGAGUCGCUACCUGGGCUACAUUAAAGACUACGAGGGAGCCACGUUGAUGGAGUGUGAGCUCAACCCCCGCAUACCGUACACGGAGCUGUCCCACAUCAUUAAAAGGCAGAAAGAGAUCAUCAAGAAGCUGAUUGAGAGGAAACAGAGUCAGAUCAGGAAAGUCUACCCAGGCCUGACCUGCUUCAAGGAGGGUGUGCGGCAAAUUCCUGUAGAGAGUAUUCCCGGCAUACGAGAGACUGGAUGGAAACCCAGCGCCAAGGAAAAAGUGAAAGAGGUGAAGGACCCUGACAUGCUGUACAACAUGCUGAAGAACCUGCUGGCCCAGAUUAAGACUCACCCGGAUGCUUGGCCAUUCAUGGAACCCGUGAAGAAAUCCGAAGCUCCGGAUUACUACGAGGUCAUCCGCUUCCCCAUCGACCUGAAGACCAUGACGGAGCGGCUGAAGAACCGCUACUACGUGACCAAAAAGCUCUUCAUCGCAGACCUGCAGCGAAUCAUCACCAACUGUCGCGAGUACAACCCCCCCGACAGCGAGUACUGCAAAUGUGCCAACACCCUGGAGAAGUUCUUCUACUUCAAAUUGAAAGACGGAGGCUUGAUAGAGAAAUGAACAAGACAUAGCGGGUGAAAAGUCUGCGUACCAAAGUCACACACGCGUUUUAUUUAUAACAUUCCGCUUUACGUGGUGCUUCGGAUUCUCAUGUAAAGUCACCAAAAACUGGACCUCGGGGAUUUAAAAGCCACGUUGCCUUCAGUUACUGACACACUUGAAGCGAUCGAGAGAACAACAGCACAACAAGGCUGUGCUCGGUGGAUUAAUCCUGUCUGAUUGCCUAAAUGUUACAAUCGUGCAUCACUGUCACAACGCAGCGGUUCUUUUCAAACGUUCAGAUUUGUAUUUUUCAUCCCCACAUUGGUUACAACAAAUGUUACUUCGACGUCCGCCUUGGAGAUAAAUCAUCGUGCGUCUGGCUUCAACAGUUUUGCCGAACCAGUGCUUGAAAUAUGUUUGCUGCGCAAGAAUAUCCCCGAUUUGCGGUCUUUAAAUACCCGUGUAAAGAUGGUAAAUCAUGUUUAUUAUAUUCCAGUGAACUCUGUGGCAAUACCAUUAAUCCUUUUUAGGCCUCAAAUGUGGUCUAGUCCGUGUGUGUGUGUGUGCGUGUGUGUGUGUGUGUGUGUGUGUGCGUGUGUGUGUGUGUGUGUGUUCGUGCGUGCGCGUUCUUGUACUUCCACUCUUCUUAAGACAUCAACAAAGAAAAGUAACUUCCAUAUGAGGAGCGGUGAAAAAGUUAGGACCGAAAUCAUGGUCCAAUACUGAAAACUAUUGCAUCUGAUAGAGAAUGUCUCAUUAACACCCUUGGUGGUUAAAUCUAUCAAACUGAGGGUGGUCCCAAAAAGGAGGGAUUUUUCAAAUUGACUGUGUGUCACUCCCCCUGUGGUCAACAUAUGUAAUAACAAGUGUGUGGAGGAAAUUGAAAUGUGCCCUCUUUGGCCAAAAUAUAAUUUAAAGAAUACAAUAAAUAUGUAUAAAGAGACAUACUGUGAUAACUUGAAAUGAUGAAGAUUGAAACACAGUACAAACAAAAAAUUCAAAAAAUAUAAAUUAAAAGCGUAGCUUUUUUAUAUUUGCAUAGUAUGUAUAUGUUAUUAAUGUUGUAAAUACAAAUCUAUAUAUCUACAAAGGGUUGUCCUAAUUUCGGAGGUCUCAAGAAGGUAACAAAUACAAGAGUGCGUGGGUGUGCGCGUGUGUGUGUGUGUGCGCGCGUGUGUGUGUGUGUGUGUGGUAGACAAAACUUGCCAUGUUUUGUUUUCUACUUGAAAUCAUGAACAAGUAGCUCUCUGUAGUAGCUUUCACGGUUCACACGCCAGUUACUGUCACUGUAGUACUAUAAAUGAAAAUAAAGGUUUGGUCUUUUUGGGGUAAACCACUCAAUGUGUAGGCGUGAUGUCAGGAUUAAAAAGCAUUGUUGGACUAGCUUGUCAAAUGAUGGUAAUGCUAGUGUCUGUUAAUAUUCCCAUAAAACAUAAUUUCACACAAAGCGAAUAUGGGAAAACAUUCUACAAGUGAAGUGUUUGGAAAACCAAGUUCACACUAGUUGUGCGUGUGCGUGGAGCACUCACCUGCUGUUUUGACUGUUUUAGUGUAUCACAAUGGCGCCAUCUGCUGGAAUAAAACAUCACACCUGCAAA